AUGAUCGUUAUGUUGCUGGAACCAUCAUCUCCAUUCAGCAAAAUCAUUCAACAAACAUUGGAAAGAAUCAUUCGGAAUCAAGAAUUGGAAAGAAUCAUUCGGAAUUGGACCAAUCAGAAAUUGGAAAGAUCAAAAAUCAUUCGAUUCCAAAGGAACAGGGAAUCAGUUGCUUCAAACUCAGUGCCAGCCAAACCUCUUAAAACGUUUCAAAAUGGUGGAUUAUUUAUCUCGUUAUUUCAAGCCAGUCAGGAUCACCUUAGGCCACAAGUGCGGGUAUUGAUGGCAAUUACGAAAACCACUGGCUAUUCUUGUCAGUUUGACAAUGGUGCAACAGUCCCUGGGAAACUGUAUCAAUUCAAUGAAAAUCACGGUAAACAACUGAAAGUCUACUAUUUGAAUUGUCUUCCGCCGAAGGAUGUUUUACUAGAAAACAUUGAAAAUAUUACGAUUAUACACGAUUCUGUGCCGAUUCUGAAGAAAGUCAUUGUGCCGAUUCUGAAGAAAGCCAUUGUGCCGAUUAGUUACAAGAUACAGGAUGAACAAAAUAUGACCAAUUUCAAGCAAACUUUCGCCAUUUGUGUUCCAUUUUUAUUCGGUGACAAAUACACUGGUAAACAUUUAGUGGAGUUUAUCGAAAUGAAUCGAUUGUUGGGCGUUGAACAGAUCUCAAUUUACGCAGAUGACUCGAUGAAUGCUGAUGUGAAGAGGGUUAUGAACGGGUAUGCAAAGGAAGGACUCCUGGAGGUCAUCCCAUUCUCUUUGCCAUUUAAUGAUUCAAAUAUUUGGUCCUAUGGGCAACUCUUAACGAUCACCGAUUGCAUUCUUCGUCACACUGGCAGGACAGAAUUCGUAGCUCUCCAUGAUUUGGAUGAGUAUGCAAUUCCAAAAUCACUAAACCCAAAUGAUCCUCCACCAAAUAGACUGACACUCUUGCCUCAACUCUUCUCUAACAAGCAAAUCGCCACAUUGCGACUCAACGUUCACUACUUUAUGCCGGAUGAGAAAGGUUUGCCAAUCACAAUUAACAGUCAACAACGAAUCGAUUACGCGGACAAUCAAGCCACAAAGUGCGUAGUGAGACCACAUUACAUUUAUGCACAGGGAAUCCAUUCCACUUUUGGCCCCAUUCAAAAGCCAUAUUCCACAGGUUAUGGAGAUGAGAAACAAAUGAUUCUCUUUCAUUACAAAGAAAAGGAACUAGCAAUGGAAAGGAUAGAAGGAAGGAUUGGGAAAACGAGAGCGUCAAAAAUGGCUGAGGACAAAUACUUCAUGAAUCAUUUCUCGAACUUCUCUCAAAUCUUUACUGAAAAGUGCAACCAAUUUGCUCUA
Mesorhabditis belari is the source of this 1329-nucleotide messenger RNA. NCBI's taxonomy places the organism in Eukaryota, Metazoa, Nematoda, Chromadorea, Rhabditida, Rhabditidae. The record is from the annotation of a GenBank genome assembly.